GAGCUGGAGCUUCAGCGCAGACACACAGACAGAGAAGCCCAGCUUGGAGGGGGGAAGAUGAGCCAGAGCGAAAGCCGAAAGCGGCCGAGAUCGCGGAGCCCCAGCGGGGCCGGCAGAUACACCAUGAUCCCGGAGAAGAGAGUUCCCCCGGUCAGGUUGGAAUCGAACUACGGGGACUGGGAUGUGGAGGAUGUCUGCUGCUUCCUGCGGAAGCAUGGGUUUGAGAAGUUCGAGCAGCUGUUCAGAGAUGAAAAGCUAUCUGGGAUCACUCUGCCCUAUCUGACAGAAUCUGAAUUGGAACAGUUAGGAGUGAGCACUCUUGGAGAACGAUUAAAGCUGAUCAACUGUAUUGAUGUGCUCUGGCAGAAGCCUAUUGAUACGAAGGUUUUUAAUGAUCCAAUCCACGGACACAUUGAGCUGCAUCCACUCCUCGUCCGGAUCAUUGACACACCACAGUUCCAGAGGCUUCGCUUCAUCAAGCAGCUGGGUGGGACGUACUUUGUGUAUCCUGGGGCUUCACACAACAGAUUUGAACACUCCAUAGGUGUGGGAUACCUGGCAGGCCAGUUAGUCAAAGUCCUAGCUGAACGGCAACCGGAACUGCAGAUUAACCACCGAGACAUUCUCUGUGUGCAGAUUGCAGGACUUUGUCAUGAUCUGGGUCAUGGGCCGUUUUCACACCUGUUUGAUGGAAAAUUUAUCCCUCUAACUCGAAAGGGUUUAAAAUGGAAGCACGAGGAUGCUUCAUUGUCUAUGUUUGAGCACUUGAUCAAAUCCAAUAGGCUAGAAGGUGUUCUGAUGAGCCAUGGCUUACAGUUACCAGAUGACCUUGUAUUUAUCAAGGAGCAGAUCAGAGGGCCAAUAACUGAGGCAAAGAGCAAUAAUGAGGCCUGCAAUACAAGGCACUCAGAGUGGCCAUACAAAGGCCGGCCCAGGGAGAAAUGUUUUCUGUAUGAAAUCGUCGCCAAUAAGAGAAAUGGGAUUGAUGUUGAUAAGUGGGAUUACUUUGCUAGGGACUGCCAUCACCUGGGAAUCCGGAACAACUUUGACUUUGCACGCUUCCUCAAGUUUGCUCGAGUUUGUGAGGUUGGCAAAAAGAAGCUUAUUUGCGCUCGAGAUAAGGAGGUUGGUGAUCUGUAUAACAUGUUUCACACACGUAACACUUUGCAUCGCAAAGCCUAUCAGCAUAGAGUGAGCAACAUUAUUGAGAGCAUGAUCACAGAGGCAUUGGUGCUGGCAGAUCCACAUAUCGAGAUAAGCGGUACAAAUGGGAAGCUUUAUACAAUCUCCACAGCAAUUGAUGACAUGGAAGCUUAUACCAAACUGACAGAUGAAAUCUUUCAACAAAUCCUGAAUUCCUCUAAACCAGAAUUGAAACCUGCACAGGAAAUUCUGAACAAUAUCAUUUGUCGCAAGCUGUACAAAUGGAUUGGUUUAACUCAACCAGAAGCUGAAACUACAAUUCAGCCAGAAGAGGCCAGUGAGAUGAAUCAUCAAGUCGCUGCAGCUAUCCCAUUGACACCUUUGGAUGUCCAACUUACUCCAGGAGAUUUCGUUGUAAAUGUUGUUCAGAUGGACUACGGGAUGGAAAAACAAAAUCCCAUUAACAAGGUCCGGUUCUACUGCAAGAGCAACCCCAGCCAGGCAUUUAAAAUCCGUAAAGACCAGGUGUCUCGGUUGCUGCCGGAGAGGUUUACAGAGCAGCUGAUCCAAGUGUACUGCAAGAAGACCGAUGGGCAGAGUGUGGAAGCGGCCAAGAAGCACUUUGUACAAUGGUGCAUCAACAGGAACUUUACUAAACCCAGGGAUGGUGAUGUUGUUGCUCCUGAGCUAACUCCACUGAAGCCCGAUUGGAAUGCUGACAGCAGUGACAGCGAUGACUCCGAUGCCAAAGAUGAUCCCCGGUUCCAUGGUCAUGCCAAUAGUGACAAGGCCAAGAUGCAGCUUUUCAAGUAGAGAGAGUGAGAAUUUCCUGUGAAUUCCAAGGGAUUUGUUAUAUUCCAAUAAUGGAGUUGCAUUGAUGUAGGAUCACUUGGACAGCUCAGGAUGUUUUGGUGCUUUUAAAACCAUUGUUUGGCUCCGAAUAUUUUCUCAUUUAACUGAAGAAAAGUAACCUUCAUGCAAAUAAAUCUAAAUCUAAAUGCCUUCAAGGCCGUUCGGUUAAGGAGGAAUGUUUGGUUUGAUAAAACCAAUGCUUCAGCGAGCAAUUGCUUGCCCAUUAUAAUAGGCAUCAACCGCAAGAAAUGGAAAUUUUUUUUUCCAUUUCGCUUAACAUGUCAUAGCUGGUUUCCAUGGGAACGUUGCUGAGGGGCCUUUGAUGGGAUUCACUCCUAAAAUUGAAGCAUUUUUCCUGCCAGUUAUUUGCUAUUUCUUUGGUUUCUUUCUGGUUAAAUAGUGCUCGGAGGGAGCAAUGAAGUUUCCAUUGCUAAGACAGAAUGUAGCAUUGUGAAAGGAGGGGAGUUGCCUGUUUCUCAUCAAUGUGCAAAUCUAAGGAUUAUGUGACCUAGUGUCUUCUGCCCACAGAAAUGUGCGCGUUUAAGGUCGUAAGAAGCUUUUGUCAUAGGUUUGGUUGCCUUUACAUCAUUGAACAAAUAGGCAGAAGAGUGUUGGACAUGGCAUCCUGCAACUAUAUAUUAUUGCUUAUCUGAGGAAGUAUAGCUAGUGUUAUCGACGUUGUGAAUGCUUAAUAUGUUAUCUUGUCAAUGUUCAAUUUAAAGUAUUUUAAUACAAAAUUAAUGCCCAACUUUAGUCAACUGGAGCCUUGGGGAAAUUAGAUGAAGCCAGUAAUGGUGCCUCUUCCUGCACAAUUAAAGCGAGGCUGAUUGUGGUUUGGGUUCCUAAUGUAAUUGCCUUGUUAGUAUCUGAUUGGUGAACAUUGCCGUGGGAGGUCAGUGGUCAGUAUAUGGCCCAGUGAUGAAGAUCCAGGUCAUUGCACUGAAUAUAAUCCAGGGUUGCUAGGAGCUGCAUUAUUCUGGCAAGUAUUUCUAUUGCCAAGGUUAGGAUCACAUUUGUACAUUUAGUUAUUGUAGGUAUUGUACCACUCGGAUUACCCAGGACAAAUGACAUUCCUGGUUUGACCAGUAACCUUUUUCAGGGGUUUGAAGCUGCAUUUUGCUUUGACUGGAAUUCCUUCUGGACUUUACAGGUGGAAUCACCUGACGUUUACAGUGAUUUAUGACUUGGAGUUUUUUUGAGAUAAGCUUAAGAUGAGAAGCUUCUGUUGCACUGUAGAAGCCAGUGGACUGAACAUGUAGCUUUGAGAUACUUACACAUAUAUGUAGGGUGAAUAAGUGUGUAAGCUUUUUUAAAAAUUCAGAUCAGUAAAACUUGUCAAAAACUCCUCAUUUCCCCCUUCCCAUAUUCUCUUGUCCCUUGACGUUCAGCCGUCUCGGAAGUAACUUCUGUGCAUUUAAAUUAAGCCAACGUUUCUCAACUCCACUGCAGAACAGCAUUGAUUUCUGAUUUGGGAAAUUGGUGUAAUGCAUUAGCCAAAUGAGGCUUAAGUAUUGUUUGAGAACUCCAAGCUGGUGUAGGAAAGCAUCCUCAACUCCCAAAACCUUCCUCUAGAGACCUGAAUAGGAACACAUUGUUCCAGUCUAAUGUCAAUCCACAAUUUAUCAUUCCUAGCCCUGAAGUAUAAGAUCCUAUCACAUACAAAUCUUUAUUCCAAAUGUGGAGAUUUUUCAUGUAAGAGCUACCUCUCAUCACAAAGACCUUUUCCCCAUGGGCAUUAAAAGAGAAUGUGACCAGACACCAAGUAUUUUUAAGGAAUGAUGAAUAUUUUUAUACCCCAAAGUCUUGGGUGUUUACUGACCCUGGGAGUAAAUAGAAAGUAUGCAUUUCGGUUUUAACAAUUGUACUGUGAUGUGCUUUCAUGUACAGUAUACCUGUAUCUGCACACACUGAAUCUAAUUUUCAAUAUAGUCCUUCCUCUUCCUGAUUUGUGUAAAAUUUUAGCCAUGUACACACACAAUGGUGGGAAUUUUAAAGAAGUUAUAAAUAAUGUUGGUAACAGAAUUCAGUAACUCCACAACUACAAGGAAAAUAAACCUGUGGGCCUUUGUCCUAAAUUCAUUAGAUUAGGGACAAAGGGUAUAAUUUGUUAAGACACUGAACUGCCUGCUGUCUGUUUCUAAGGGGGCGUGUGCAUGAUACAGAACCAGCUAGAAUUAUUCCCCACACCAUCUUCCUUUUGUUUUCUUGCUUUGUUGCCAAGUGGGAGAAGGGAGAAAGUGUUCUGGUUGAACAGCUCAAGCAUAUUCUAUGCAGUUUAAUGAUACCAGACCAGGCUUGUAGACCAUGCCAGAUCAAUUGAUAAGAAUUUGACAGGCAGCUUGUUCCUAAUGAAUAAACUGAAACUUAGACCAACUUGGUCUAACUCCACUGCGUACUGUUCCAAGACGACACACAAUCAUAAGAACAUAGGAGCAGGAGUAGGCCAUUCAGCCCAUCAAGCCUGCUCUGCUAUUCAAUAUGAUCAUGGCUGAUCAUCCACUUCAAUGUCUUUUUCCCACAUUAUCUCUGCAUCUCUUUAUGUGAUUAGUAUUUCAAAAUCUGUCAAUCUCUGCUUUAAAUAUACUCGAUGACUGAGCUUCCACAGUCCUCAGGGGUAGAGCAUUCCAAAGAUUCACAACCCUCUGAGUUAAAGAAAUUUCUCCUCACCUUGGUCCUAAGUGGCCUCCCCCUUAUUUUGAAAUUGUGUCACCUGGCUCUAGACUCCCCAGCUAGGUGAAACAUCUUACCUGCAUCUACCCUGUCUAUUCCUUCUAAAUAUUUUGUAAGUUAUGUGUGCAGCGUACAUGUAACUGCACACAUUAAAUCUAAUUUUCAAUAUGGCGCCUCCUCUUUUCCUGGUUUGAACGUUUAGCCAUGUGUACAGACAAUAGUGGGGAUUUUCAAUUCAGUACCAUCAGUAUCACAAUCAGAUUUAGCUUGCUAAUAAGCAAGUAGUAUGGAGCAUUUGGGCAGAGGUUCCCUUAUCUCCUUCCAUUAAUGUCUCUUAGGUGGCUUUCGAUAUACUAAAUAAAUGCAGGUUGUUGUAUGGAAGCAAGACAUGCCCUCUCAGGGCAAACACAUUUGCAAAAACCAGUUGAAUCCUGGCAUCGCCCAGAGGCAGUGAGGGAGGUCCAGGAGUGGAUGGCAUAGCUACCCUUGGCACAAGGGUUAAUGUGGGUGGACGUGGUGUUUGGGAGGGAGUUCUGGCUGUAACUGUUCCAUUUACUCUCUGUACAUAAUUAUAUUAGAAUAUAUUCAGGAAUAGUAUAAUGCAUAAAUAAUUCACUAUAAUGCCAGAAAGACAAUGUUUGUUAUUGACCUCUCCAUGGACAGCUAAGUGCCAUGUUCCAGGUGCUGAAUUGUUAUUUUUGUUCCUCCAUUUUAUUGGAGACGAGGAUAAUAAUAAAAGUGACCUGACUGUUGACCACAUGAUGCUGUCAGCCUGAGAAAUAUCUCCUUCAAGCCAGGUCAUGUAAUUAGCUAGUUUCUAAUUUUUUAGUAUACAGUUUAACUCACAGUCAUUCAUUUUUUUUUAUGUCCCUCAUUAUUUUUAGGGAUGGUUAAAAGUUCUAGAAUAUUAGUUAGCUAAUCAUAUUUUUACAAAUACUUCUAAAUGCUGUACUUGGGACCAAUUGUGUUCUGAUCAGGUAUUUUACAAACUAGGAGUUAAAAUAGCCAUUUUGCAAUUUUGUAUAACGUAGUCUGUUUAAUUAUACAGCAAUAAAGGGGAAAAGUUGAAAAUAAAAUCUAUCCUUUGCAGAA
Messenger RNA from Carcharodon carcharias (great white shark), 5757 nucleotides. It is a transcript of the gene samhd1a, whose product is annotated as SAM domain and HD domain 1. Gene Ontology annotation, molecular function: dGTPase activity; protein binding. Gene Ontology annotation, biological process: dGTP catabolic process; defense response to virus; regulation of innate immune response. The transcript is spliced from 16 exons. The record is from RefSeq and is a predicted model, not a curated record. The coding region runs from base 58 to 1956 and encodes 632 amino acids. Gene Ontology annotation, cellular component: nucleus. Lineage: Eukaryota; Metazoa; Chordata; Chondrichthyes; Lamniformes; Lamnidae.